Saccostrea cuccullata (small rock oyster) is the source of this 2501-nucleotide messenger RNA. Its product is annotated as dachshund homolog 1-like. Gene Ontology annotation, biological process: regulation of transcription by RNA polymerase II. Bases 33 to 1661 code for a protein of 542 amino acids. Lineage: Eukaryota; Metazoa; Mollusca; Bivalvia; Ostreida; Ostreidae. Gene Ontology annotation, cellular component: transcription regulator complex; nucleus. Gene Ontology annotation, molecular function: RNA polymerase II cis-regulatory region sequence-specific DNA binding; DNA-binding transcription factor activity, RNA polymerase II-specific. The record is from RefSeq and is a predicted model, not a curated record. The transcript has 10 exons.
CGUUAUUGUGUUUUUAGGAUAAAGACUGCACAAUGAUGGAAUCACCUCUCUCACACAAACUAUCCCCGCCACGGGCUCACACCAGUCCAGGACCCACCCCAGGGACCAUCAGCCUCACCCACGGGAUGAUCGCCACCGUCAACCAGCAUAACAGCUUACUGAGCAAACUACACAAACCUACGACAUAUAGUUCACCCCCACCCGUGGCCUGCAACCCCGACAAUAAUGUUUGCAAAGUCAUCACAUACCGAGGGGAGAAAGUCGCUGCCUUCACCGUGAAUGGUGUGGAACUUAUUUGCCUCCCUCAGGCAUUUGAACUUUUUCUCAAACAUUUGGUUGGAGGUCUACACACGGUGUACACUAAAUUGAAGCGACUGGACAUCACCCCCGUGGUCUGCAAUGUGGAGCAAGUCCGAAUCCUCCGGGGGCUGGGGGCCAUACAGCCCGGGGUCAACAGAUGUAAGCUCAUCUCCUGCAAAGAAUUCGAUGUUCUCUACGACGACUGUACCAAUUCAAGUGCUCGCCCAGGCAGGCCACCAAAGAGAAGUCCCUCGAUCCAUGCCAGUCCCGAAACUCUAGAGAAGCUAAAGAAAUGCAGAGUCGAUGGCGACUAUCCUUUUGAUCCUCGAGCUCUUUAUGAUAGGAAAGCUUUCCUGAAUGGAUUUCAUAAUCCAUAUGCCAUGGGACCACUUGCUCCUUUUAUGCCAAUUAACCCAGUGAACAUAAUGACCCCACCAGUUUCCAUGGCAAUGGCCUCUCACCUUGGACUGCGCCACGAAAGUUCCUUACUGAAAGACAGAACAACUUCAGAGUCUGACCUCAUAUCUCCAAGGUGUCGGGAUGAGCGUUUGGACAAUUCAUUAAAGAGUAGUCACAUUACGUCACCACAUUACGAAUCCGACAGACUCCGAAGUUUGGACUAUGACAAUAACAAACCUUUGAAUUUACAAGUGAAUGGCCAUGCCAAAGAUCUCUCGACUAAGUACCAUGGGAAAAGCGAAGAUGAAGACGACGAUGACAGACUUUCUGAUGAUCAUAAUGACGAUUUGGAGGACAGCCUUGCGGGCAGCGAUUCUCUGAAUGGCAGUGACCUUGGGGACAAAGUGGCUCCCCAGGUGUCCUCCUUCCAAGCCCAGCUCCAGAACGGAGAGAUCCCCAACAUCUCCUCCAUAGAGACCCUCCUCCUCAAUAUCCAGGGACUCCUGAAAGUCGCCGCCGAAAACGCCCGCCACCACGAAAGACAACUCAGCAUUGAAAAGACUGAGCUUAAAAUGGAAUUACUCAGGGAGAAAGAAAUGAGAGAAGGAUUAGAGAAGCAACUUUCAGAAGAACACAAAAGCAAAGCCAUAUUAUUACGACGCAUCAAGAAGGAAAAGAGAGCACGUCGCAGGCUGCAGGAACAGAUGGGAGCCAAUCAGAGCGAGGAAAACAAAAACAGUCUGAAUGAUACAGCUAGCGUCACCAGCCAAGACUCGGACAAAGUCACCCCUGAAACACCAAAUGAAAAGGAGACAGAAAAGGAAAAUAAUACCGAAUCAGAGAGAAGAAAUUCAGAUGUUUCACAGGACAGAGCAAGUCACCUGUUUGAGAAUUUCAUCAAUCAUAAUAACAACAACACCAGAUUUCCUUACAUGACCCCCCUCAAAGGAGAAGUCCAGUAAAAUCAACUUAGAAUCUAUACCUUGCCCACCCUCCUAGUUCAGAUCUGUGUAGAUAAUACCACAAGUAUACCUACAAAGUGUUUUCAUUUAUACUAGACACAAAUGGCAUGUUGUAGAUCAUUAUGAAAUCCAUACUUCAUAAAUACUCACCAAUAUGAAGGGGACUAUACCAAGCAAUCAAAGCAAUGGAGAGUUUUGGCCUGUGUUUGUGUUAAGUGGACUAGUCCUUUGGCGAUGUACUGCUUUAUAGAAAUUUUCAAAGCUCACCCAUUAUUUAUGCCACGGAACAGUGAAAAGUUAGAGUAGUUUUUUUUCAUUGUACAUAUAUUUAAGACAGAACAAGUACAUAUUAGUUUAAAUGAGCCUUCAUUUCAUAUGUACAUUUUGUUGAUGUUCAUGAAAUUGAGUUCCCUGUUCAAGGGUGAUUUUUAUUCUUUUUGUAAACAUUAAAAAAUGUUUGAUUUCAGUACUUUUUAAAAUAUUAUGGUGCUUUAAUAUUGUUUAGAUUUAUAGCAAUAUUUUACCACAAGAAAUGAAAAAAAAAUGUUCAAAGGUUUGACUGUAAUCAUAAUGUGAAGAGUACUUUUAGUUUUGUCAUAGCUUGAUCAAUCAUUUCCUGAUCUGUUCAUUGUUGUCAUUAUAUGAGAAGACAGUGCAAUAUGUGUGUCCUAUGUAUAGUUGUAUUAGGUGCUACAACCAUUGUUAUAGAACAACCCACAACAAGGAAACUCGGGUCUUUGUUGGUUUGAAUUUUGUAUAAUAGUCAUGUGUAACUGAAUAUGAUGACAUUCCUCAUUUUGUCAUGUGAAAAAAAUAAUAAAAGGUAUAAGCCAAACAGAA